This is a messenger RNA of Linum trigynum, 623 nucleotides long. The record is from the annotation of a GenBank genome assembly. NCBI's taxonomy places the organism in Eukaryota, Viridiplantae, Streptophyta, Magnoliopsida, Malpighiales, Linaceae.
GACAAACUAGAAAAUGACGGUGUAAUGUAUGAUUCAUCUUUUUCUUCUUAAUUAAUGUAUCUGCUGCCCCCAAGCGACCCAGUCAACCACCUUGACCGUCAAUUGACUCUAUGUAUAUAUGUCUGUGUCUGUCAGACCAUACAAUUGUAAGUAUCCAAUGAAGGGGAAGAAGACCAAUCAUAAUAAUGUCGGCAGAAUUCUGGUUGGUCUUCUGGUGCUGGCUCUUGGAGUCCAGUCAGCAUGUUCAUGUCGGAUUCGUGUCCGAACUCUCCCAAUUACAGUACCCAAGUAUUACAACCGGCCGCCGACUGGUGUUCCGACGAUCAAUCCUUGCCGGAGCUUCUCACCGCCGGCGAGGCAUGGAUGACAUAUAUGUAUAGGGCAACGAUCGAGCUGUGUGUGGCCGCGUGGAGUUUUGAAGGCUAAUACUUAGAUAUCUUUCCUCUUCGUGAAAUAUUAAUCAACUCGAUCUCUCUUUGCCUUUGGAUUUUGGUUUUGGGGGGUUAACAAGCCUUGUUAGUUAAAACGGUAUGAUAAUGAUAAUUAUUGUUUUCUUGGAGUAGCUUAGAACAGACGAUUGUUAGCAGUAACUGCACCUCUCGGAAUAAUUCGAAUUAUUGAAA